Molecule: messenger RNA, 510 nt
Organism: Papaver somniferum (opium poppy)
Lineage: Eukaryota; Viridiplantae; Streptophyta; Magnoliopsida; Ranunculales; Papaveraceae
Product: pathogenesis-related protein 1B-like
Exons: 1
Coding region: 1-510 (169 amino acids)
Source: RefSeq, a predicted model, not a curated record
AUGGCUUCUUCAGCUUCACUACUAUUUUCUGUGGCAGCUCUCUUGCUCUUGGUUAGUUUCAUCCGAACCAGCGAUGCUAAACUCAACGGUACACUCUUCAUGGAACAAAUCUUGGAUGGUCACAAUGCAGCUAGGGCCGAAGUAGGAGUACCACCACUUACAUGGGACCGCAACUUGGCUGUAUUCGCUAGAGGUUACAUUGAUGAAGAUAGACGUGCAGACUGCAAAUUGCUUUACUCAGAACGUUGGUCUUUUGGAGAAACAAUCUACACCGGUCCUCGUAAUAUCACUGCUGAAGACGCCGUAGCUUAUUGGGUGUCCGGAAAGCAAUGGUAUACCUAUCCGGAUAAUACUUGUGCUGCAGGUAAAGACUGUUCAGAUUAUACCCAAGUUGUAUGGAGAACUACUAUUCACGUUGGUUGUGCACAGAUUAAAUGUGAUACAGGUGAUCUCUUCAUUGCUUGCGAGUACUAUCCUCAUGGAAAUUAUGCCGGAGCACUGCCUUAUUAG